UUCACAGCGGAGAGGCAGGCAGCAGCGUCGCAGCGUUACAACAAGAGCGGCUUUCGGGCUUUGUUUUGUGGAUGUGAAUGAGCUCCAUCACCUACUUUAGAAAUGUGGACGGAUAUAAGGACAUUGCUACUUUUUCAUUCGUUAGUCCUGAGGAUUUAUUUCUCGGAAGCAACGGAUGAGUGUGAGGAUGGACAGUUUCAGUGCAACAACAAAAGGUGUAUACCGACAAUCUGGAGGUGCGACGACGAUGACGACUGCUCAGACAACAGUGAUGAAGAAAACUGUCCCAGGAAGACAUGUGCCCCUGCAGAGUUCGCCUGCUUAAAUGGCCAAUGUGUCCCGGGACGUUGGCGAUGCGACGGGGAGCCAGAGUGUCCCGAUGGCUCUGAUGAGGCAGAGGAGACCUGCAGCAAACAGACGUGCCCUCCAGAGAAAUUUGACUGUGGGGGAUCUACCAACAAGUGUGUCUCGUUGUCAUGGAGAUGUGAUGGAGAGAAGGAUUGCGAGAACGGGGCUGACGAGGAGGACUGUGCGUCUGAUGCCAAAGCCUGCCCCAGCGGUGAGUUCAUGUGUGCCAACCGCAAGUGCUUGGCCAUCGUCCACGUGUGCGACGGUGACGACGACUGUGGAGAUGGCAGUGAUGAGCUCAAGUGUACCUCCCCUCUGACCUGCGGGCCCAACCAUCUCCGCUGUAACACCUCGGAGUGUGUGCCGCUCAUAUGGAGCUGCGACGGAGACCCCGACUGCUCCGACAGUUCGGAUGAGGGGCCGGAGCGCUGCGGCGGCGACGGCGUCCCGUAUCUGCCUAACCGCCGAACAAACUGCACUGCUGGGGAGUUUCGCUGUGCAAACGGGGAGUGUGUGCGGCUAACCUGGAAGUGUGAUGGAGAUCCAGACUGCAAGGACAAGUCUGAUGAGUCGGACUGCCCCCUGUUGACGUGCCGUCCCGAUGAGUUCCAGUGCGGUGAUGGUUCCUGCAUCCACGGCACCAAGCAGUGUAACAAGGUCCAUGACUGUCCUGACCGCAGCGAUGAAUCUGGCUGUGUCAAUGCCACCAAAUGUGAGGGACCCCUGAAGUUUCUGUGUAAGAAUGGAGAGUGCAUUGAUAGCUCCAAGGUGUGUGACUCUGUCAAGGACUGCAAGGACCGAUCAGAUGAGCCCAAGAAGGAAUGUGGGCUGAAUGAGUGUAUGAUCAACAACGGCGGCUGCUCCCAUGUCUGUAUGGACCAACCAAUCGGCUUUGAGUGCCAGUGCCCUACUGGCUACCAGCUACUGGACAAAAAGACUUGUGGUGACAUUGAUGAAUGUGAGAACCCUGAUGCUUGUAGCCAGAUCUGCAUCAACUACAAGGGAGAUUUUAAAUGUGAAUGCUAUGAAGGCUAUGAGAUGGACCCUGUUACUAAGACCUGCAAGGCAGAAGGGAAGAGCCCUUACUUGCUGUUCACCAACCGGCAUGAGAUCCGCCGCAUCGACCUGGUGAAGAGGGACUACAGCCAGGUGGUGUCCACCCAGAAGAAUGCUGUGGCUCUGGAUCUGGACGUGGCCAACAACCGUGUCUUCUGGUGUGAUCGCUUUCACCGGAAAAUCUACAGUGCCUUCAUCCAUGAGGCCAGUGACCCCUCUCAGCAGGUGCCGCUGCUGGAAUCUUUCCUGCAGACCCCUGUGGGUCUGGCUCUGGACUGGCUCCAACACAACCUGUACUGGACCGACUCCGGCGACAAAUCCAUCUCCGUGGCCUCAGUGGACGCCACCAAGAGACGCGUCCUCAUCAACACGGACCUGAGUGAACCCCGGGCCAUAGCGCUGGAUCCCCACCACGGCUUUAUGUACUGGUCAGACUGGGGCACACGAGCCAAGAUAGAGAAGGCCGGGAUGAAUGGAGUGGACCGACAGGUGCUGGUGGCUGACAACAUUGAAUGGCCCAAUGGCAUCACGCUAGAUGUAGCCAACAGGCGUCUGUACUGGGUGGAUUCAAAGUUGCACCUUAUAGCCAGUGUAGACCUGAACGGAGCUCACCGCAGAACACACAUGUCAUCCGCAGAGAGACUGGGACACCCCUACGCUCUGGCUGUUUUUGAGGAUCGUAUCUACUGGACAGACAGAGACAGGGCGGCGGUCUUCAUGGCCAACAGGCUGACCGGACAAGACAUCCACACGCUGGCUGAAAACCUCAACGACCCCCAUGACAUCGUGGUCUUCCACCAGCUCCGCCAGCCGCAAGGCCCAGACAGCUGUAAUCUGGGCAGUGUGGCCAAUGGAGGCUGUGAGUACUUGUGUCUAAAGGCUCCACAGAUUACUGAACACUCACCCAAAUACACCUGCGCCUGCCCCGACGGGCAGGACCUGGGUCCUGAUAUGAGGGGCUGUGUGCCAGCAGCGCCAAGAAAUGACAUGACACCGACAUCCUCCCCUCCUACUGCAUUUACACCUGGCAACAGAGCGACUGUUGAGGAAGACUUCCCACCGCCCUCAGGGGGAGUAUCGCAGGCGGACGCCACCCCCCACUUGACCACAGCUCCCUCUGGUGCCCCCGAGCCCCUCACACCCCUCUCCACUCUUAAGCCUUUGUCGUCACAAGAGUCAAAGGCACUGGGCUCCCACUACACCGCCACCGCUAUGGUCAUCUCCACCACAGCUGCGGGGGACAGCAGCGUCUCUCAACACUCUGGAAACGAGCAUUUCCUCCUGGGCGAGAACCUGACAGUGGCUGUUUUGGGAGUGGUCAUUCCCAUCGUUCCUAUCGUUGCCACAGUGGUGUUCGGCCUGGUGUGCGCCGGAGUCUACCUGGUGUGGCGCAACUGGCGGCGCGACUCCACCAAGAGCAUGAACUUCGACAACCCCGUCUACCGCAAGACCACUGGCGAGGGCGAGGAGGAUGAGAUCCACAUCGGACGGACUGACGGCAUGGGACACCACGCGCACCACCACCCGUACCCACAGGGUGUCAACAUGGGGGUUGUAGGAGCAGGAGGUGGCACAUGCCCGCAGUUCAUUACCCUGCCACUCGGGGGCAACAUGCCUGAUCCGGGGACUCACUGGUACACGGAGCAGCCCAUGCUCUCCACUGCAAAGUGACCCACCAGAGCAGAUUCAGGGAAAGAUGGCCGCUCAGGCACACGCACACACAGUGAGGUCACAGGUGACUUAGACUGAGUUUGCAGAAGGUACGAACAACAUAUCAUAAAGUGUUACAUGCAGCCAUUUACAGUCAUGUCCUAUGCCAAUUUCCAUUUGAAAAACAGCAGAAUUAAUAAGACUAACAUGAUUCUUUGAAAAAUCCUUUCUACCUUUUCUGUGCUGGAGCUGGAUCUACUCUUUUCUCCAGUAAAGCUGAGAAUUAUUUACAGAAUUAUUAAUGUGUUAUGUGUUUCCAACAUUGACCUAAACUACAUUAUGAAGUCAGACUGGUUCCUGUUUUUGAGUCUUUUGCAUUGAUAACUGAGUGAGGUGUGUGCUGUGUGUCCUAUAUUUUGUGACGGGGCUGGUGAGAGGUUCUGUUUCAUCCUUGAUGUAUUAAUUUGGGCUUUGUGUUAUUCCUGGUGGGCCAUAGAGCUCUGGGAACAGUGUUUAGGAAGGAGGAGCUCUGAAACUGGGACAGCAACUGCGUUGAUGGGACAAUCUGUACAGAUUCAUGUUAGAAUCAAUCACAAAUCUCAUAAAUGUCAUUACUGGACCUGUCUUUUUUUCCAUUCUGAUUGAUUUUAAAGAAAGGUUACCACCCACAUUAUGUGCUUUCUCUCUGGUUCAGAGGCAAACCUUUUAAGAGUGAGUUGUCUAACAUUUUGGCGUGCAGUUUUUAUUUAACCUCCAACACCCCAGAAUUGUGGGAGAGCAGGCUUGCGGAGUGGAAAGGAGAAAAUUGAGACAUAAGUAUUUAGACCUAUGAGCAGAGAGGAUGUGAGGUUAGGUGGAAGUGAAUUUUGCGCAGGAGUUGUGUCUUAUUGUGACUUGUUUAGAUGUUAAAUGGUUUGAGAAAAGCAAUAGACUCUACUUUUUAGUCAGGCUGCAGUGUUUUGUGGUUGACAAAAAUCCUUAAGUGUUAAGAAUUUUAUUUGAUCACCCGCUUUUGACUGUGACAAAUGUGCACAUAAAUACACACGGGGUGCAGUGAUAGCAAAUUCACGCUGCUCUCCAGAGGACGGAGACAAUGUGCACUUGCCCUACGAAAACACAAACAGCAUGCAUAAUUGCUCACCAGCUGACAAUGCAGCCAUUCAUUGUUCCAGGCAAGACACACACACACACACACACCCACACACACACACACACACACACACACACAUAUGCAUGCACACAUUCACAAAAGCAAGCUGGAUUCCCCUCCUCCUGAGAUGGCCGAUAUCUGAGCAGACAGUUUUGAAUAGUGCCAUGUGGGAGGGCCCAGCUGGUGGCUGCAUGAUGAAAAAGACCCGUCAUGUGAUGUAACAGAAAACAAAAAUCUGACUCUGAUGUAAUGAGGCCAACUUGUCCUAUCAGUGAACAUGUUUCAUGUUGGUUUAGUCCCAUCAUUAACACUGUUACUGUGUGUGUGUGUGUGUGUGUGUGUGUGUGUGUGUGUGUGUGUGUGUGUGUGUGUGUGUGUGUGUGUGUGUGUGUGUGUGUGUGUCAUUAUGCAUGUGAGUGCUAAUGUUCAUCCCACAGCCAUAUUUGAACUGUUUUGUAUGCUCUUUGUUGCACAACCCUCUUAGAAUGCCUUCUGUAUUGUGUAUUGCAUGGAAGAAAACAGUGUGUGAAGGUGUUUAGAUACACAGGUGUGUACGUGUGUGUGUGUGUGUGUGUGUGUGUGUGUGUGUGUGUGUGUGUGUGUGUGUGUGUUGUGUGUGUGCGACAGUGUGUGACACUGGAGAAGCUUUGAGGGUGCUUUUUGAUUCAUUGAUUUGUAAAUAUGUUUUCAUAAGGUUUUUGAUAAUGUAUUAUACAAUUAUGUAAAAGAGAAGAUGUACAUAAGAUUUUAGAUAAAGUGUUAACAGGUAUAUUAAUUUAUUUGUAUACAAGGAGAGCACUGCAUUCCCUGAUUGUAAGAAAUCUGAAUUAUCCACCAAAGUGGUUUGUGUUGUUUCUUGCUGUGCACCAUUUAGCAUCCUUUCUGUGUGCGACCCUUUUUUCUUUGUUAGCCUACGUAAAACAUGAUGUCCCCUCCCGAAAAAAAACUCCCACAUCUUUGCAACGCUUCUCAGCCUUGGUGUUAAUGAGAUGAUUGAUUUUUGUUUAUUUGUGCCUUUUUGUUUACGUUUUUUUUGUUCUCCUGUAAGUUUUUUCAUGAAAAGGACAGGGAUAAGGCAUCUACUGUAUAUGAAAGAUAAACUGUAUGAAUACCAAACUGGUUCCACUUUUUGAUUUUCUGUAAUGGAUUACUUUUGAAUAUCUCUAUAUAUUGAUAUAUAAAAUAUGACUGAAAAUUUC
Sander lucioperca (pikeperch) is the source of this 5403-nucleotide messenger RNA. Its product is annotated as low-density lipoprotein receptor-related protein 8-like. Lineage: Eukaryota; Metazoa; Chordata; Actinopteri; Perciformes; Percidae. The record is from RefSeq and is a predicted model, not a curated record. Bases 103 to 3075 code for a protein of 990 amino acids. Gene Ontology annotation, molecular function: protein binding; calcium ion binding. The transcript is spliced from 18 exons.